AUGUCCCGCUAUCUGCGACCGGCAGUCCGUAUGGCUGCUACGGCAGCCCGCGCCCCGGCACUCAGAUCCUCGACCGGCACGUCGUCAUUAAUAGGCUCGCAAAGGGCUGCUGCCUUCCGCCCGGCCGUUUCGAUGCAGCAGAGGUGGGCAUCGUCGGGAACCAAGGAAUACACAGUCCGUGAGGCGCUCAACGAGGCACUCGUCGAGGAGCUUGAGGCCAAUGACAAGGUCUUUGUCAUGGGAGAGGAGGUCGCUCAGUACAACGGCGCAUACAAGGUCACCAAGGGCUUGCUGGAUAGGUUUGGUGAGCGCAGGAUCAUCGAUACCCCCAUCACUGAGAUGGGUUUCACUGGUCUGGCCGUUGGUGCUGCCCUCAGUGGUCUGCACCCUGUCUGCGAGUUCAUGACGUACAACUUCGCCAUGCAAUCUAUCGACCACAUCGUCAACUCGGCCGCCAAGACCCUGUACAUGUCCGGUGGUAUCCAGCCCUGCAACAUCACCUUCCGUGGACCCAACGGUUUCGCUGCCGGUGUCGGUGCUCAGCACUCGCAGGACUACAGCGCUUGGUACGGCAGCGUCCCUGGUCUGAAGGUCGUCUCCCCUUGGUCGGCUGAGGACGCCAAGGGUCUGCUCAAGGCUGCUAUCCGCGACCCGAACCCCGUUGUCGUUCUCGAGAACGAGCUCAUGUACGGCCAGAGCUUUCCCAUGUCCGAGGCGGCUCAGAAGGACGACUUCGUCAUCCCCUUCGGUAAGGCCAAGAUCGAGCGCCAAGGCAAGGACCUGACCAUCGUUACCCUCUCGCGCUGCGUUGGCCAGUCGCUCGUCGCUGCUGAGAACCUCAAGAAGAAGUACGGAGUCGAGGUCGAGGUCAUCAACCUGAGGUCCAUCAAGCCCCUCGACGUCAACGCCAUCAUCCAGUCGGUCAAGAAGACCCACCGCCUUAUGUCGGUCGAGUCGGGCUUCCCGGCCUUUGGCGUUGGUUCUGAGAUCCUGGCCCUGACGAUGGAGUACGCCUUUGACUACCUCGACGCUCCUGCCCAGCGUGUGACCGGUGCCGACGUGCCGACUCCUUAUGCCCAGAAGCUCGAGGAGAUGAGCUUCCCCACCGAGCAGAUCAUCGAGGAGCACGCCGCCAAGAUGCUGAAGCUGUAA
Molecule: messenger RNA, 1152 nt
Organism: Pyricularia pennisetigena
Lineage: Eukaryota; Fungi; Ascomycota; Sordariomycetes; Magnaporthales; Pyriculariaceae
Exons: 2
Coding region: 1-1152 (383 amino acids)
Biological process (GO): pyruvate decarboxylation to acetyl-CoA
Molecular function (GO): pyruvate dehydrogenase (acetyl-transferring) activity
Source: RefSeq, a predicted model, not a curated record